CAGUCUGCCCUGACACACUGUUGGACACAUCCGUGCACCGCCUUCCCAUCCAGCCAUGCUGCACUGUCUCUGGGACAGCAUCUCCUUCCCUACACUCCUCAUCUUCCUCAUUGUCUUCCUGUUUGUCGCUGACUACAUGAAGAACAGAAACCCAAAGAAUUUCCCUCCCACCCCCUUCCGCCUUCCUUUUUUAGGGCACAUCUACAUGAUGGACUUCAAGUCUCCCCAUAUCACAGUGGAGAAGUACACUAAAAAAUACGGUGACAUCUUUGGCAUGUCCAUGGGCAGCAUGAAGCUUGUGGUAGUAAACAGGAUGAAGCUGCUGAAGGAUGUGCUUGUAAACCAAGGGGAGAACUUCCUUGAGCGCCCAGAAAUGCCUAUGGAGAUGUUCAGCAAAAUAGGACUGAUCAGCUCCAAUGGGCACUUGUGGAAGAAAUUCACCUUCCAGGCACCCCCGGACACCACGCUCAGCCUCCAACCCGUGAUGGGCAUCACGAUGGCCCCACAGCCAUACAAGAUCUGCGCUGUGCCUCG
Messenger RNA from Empidonax traillii (willow flycatcher), 534 nucleotides. RefSeq names its product cytochrome P450 2J2-like. Gene Ontology annotation, molecular function: heme binding; iron ion binding; monooxygenase activity. The record is from RefSeq and is a predicted model, not a curated record. The transcript is spliced from 4 exons. NCBI's taxonomy places the organism in Eukaryota, Metazoa, Chordata, Aves, Passeriformes, Tyrannidae. The annotation marks the transcript as partial.